UUUUCUGUCGGCUCGUUGUUCCUCCUCCUUCUGCCGUGUCACUGGACUGAAAAAAAAAGAGGAAGGAAUAUGGUUUGGUGCGACGCUCCUCCCGUUUAGUAGCGGAUCUCUGCAAACACGGACAGGAGGCUGUCGGUCCGGGGAACAGCCGCCUCCAACACCUGAGACUAUCGCCCACAGUCCUGCAGGAAAGCAGCCAGCACACCGCGACUCAUAAAUGGUGGAGGCCGUGGUGGAGUUCGACUAUGAAGCUCAGCAGGACGAUGAGUUGACCCUGACGGUGGGCGACAUCAUCAAGAACAUACGGCGGGACGAUGGCGGCUGGUGGGAGGGCGAGCUGGGCGGACGCAGGGGGUUCUUCCCCGAUAACUUUGUCAGGGAGUUAAAGAAGGAUGGGAAGAGAGAUGGAGGACAGGCGGGGAUGAUUAAGUCUGAACUCUCCAACGGCAGGGCCAGCCCGGUGUCGGACACCAGCGUGCGACCUGGAAAGAAAGGAGAGCAAAUCCGUAAGCGAAGAUGUAAGGCUUCCUUCAGCUACGCACCUCAGCAUGAAGACGAACUGGAGCUGAAAGUCGGAGAUGUCAUCGAGAUCAUCGCAGAGGUGGAGGAGGGAUGGUGGGAAGGGACUCUUAAUGGGAAGAUUGGAAUGUUUCCCUCCAAUUUCACCAAAGAGAUCCUGGCAGAUUCGGAUGCUCCCUCCCUGGAAACUCCCAACUCACAGGAGGAGAUCCGCCACAGCCGCACCAGUAAAGACAGCCCCGGCAGUGAGAGCGAUGGAGGAGACAGUCGGUCAGAAUCAGGGUCAGAAAUCCAACCUAAGAAGAUUCAGGGGAUUGGCUUCGGUAACAUCUUCAAAGACCAGCCCAUCAAGCUCCGGCCGCGCUCCGUGGAUCUGGAUUCAGAAAAGGUCAACGAAGGGAAAGGAGUGAGUGUAGCAGCUGAAACCAUGAAGACCGAACCUGACGGCAAAGCUAAAGUGCGGGAGCAAUGUAAGGUCCUUUUCCCAUAUGAAGCACAAAAUGAAGACGAGCUGACGCUGAAAGACGGGGACAUCAUCAAUAUUAUCACAAAGGAAUGUGCCGAUGCAGGUUGGUGGAUGGGAGAGAUCGGUGGAAGGCAAGGUGUUUUCCCAGAUAACUUCGUCAAACUGCUUGAAGUUGAGAAAGAGAGACCAAAGAAACCGCCGCCGCCCAGCGCUCCAUCAGCCAAACACGCCACAGAGAAAAAAUCAGAAGCGAAGAAGGUUCCUCCUGAGCGGCCUGAGCAUCUGCCUCAAAGAGACCCGGACCGAGGUGAAGAGAUGAAGGUUGGAGAAAUUGUUAAGCCCUCCCUCCCAGCUCACCUUCCCAAGAAACCCCUCCCCCCAAAGUCAAGCUCUUCCUCUUCCUCCCAUCCCCCACGGCGUCCAGAGAGGCCGCCUACAUUAGCGUGUGAAAGCCCCAAGUCUGAGGGCGGGGCUUCAACACCAGAUUCUGCCCCUGACAGGUCACAGGCCACCGAUCUUGACCUGGACGCGGUCGUCUCCUCGACAGAGAAGCUGAGCCACCCGACGGCGUCGCGGCCGAGAGUCACAGACCGCCGGCCUCGUUCCCAGAUCAUCACACCUUCGUCUCUGUCCAGCAUAGAGCUGGAGUCUCCCACAGUGGAGGACAGGAAGGACAGAAGGAAAGACGACCAGGAGUCCAUCCCUGUCAAAAAAGGAAUCCCAGUCAUCCCAGUACAUGACGUUAAAGCCCCGCUGCCCAAACCCUCCAUCCUGCCCCCGCCUAACUCCUGCCACCGCUCCAUGUCCCCGUCCUCCUCCUCGGGUCUGACCCCGUCCCCGGAGCUCCGGCAGUCGCCGCUCACGCCGACGCCGCCGACACUGGAGGAACUCAGGAACCAACUGAGAGACUUGAGAGCCUCCAUAGAGAUGCUGAAGCACCAGCACAGGCAGGAAAUGAAGCAGCUAGCCAACGCUUUGGAUGAGGAGAAGAAGAUACGUGUUAGUUUACAGGUGGAAGUAGAGCACAUAAAGAAGAGCCUGUCCAAAUGAGGACUGAAGAAUCACUUUCUCAUCGCAUCUGAGGCCACAUAAAAAAAAAAGAAAAGAUUAACUUUAUCACUGUUGGUUUUGACACUUCUGCCAAAACUAAGUUUGUGCCAAAUGAUCGCCACCAUCACCGACGGUUCAGCACCACGGAUUCAGCCACAUUUCCUCCCCUCUGAGCCGCCUCAUCCUGCGUUUACUUCUUUCUUUUUUACCUUCUGUUAAAGAGGCUUCUCUGUUUGGUUUACUGCUAUCUUCGCUGUGCCACCGGUACAAGGACGCUCCUGGAGCCGCGGCUGCCUGGUACUGUUUUAAGUUUCCCAGAGUGAAGGAAACUUCAACCUCUGUAGCCUGGUCUGACCAGAAGACCUCUGUGCAGUUCUGCGUCCACUUUGCGGCCUUCACCUCCUGUCUGUGUGUACGGGUGUGCCUGUGUGUAUGUGUGUGUGUGUUUGUAUGUUUGUUUUCAUACGAUGUGAGGACCUGAGGUAGUGAGGUUCAAAAUGGGGACAUUUUUAGAACCUAUAUUUCCAAUUAAUCAAAAAUAAAAUUCUGAGCACUUAAACUAGUUUAAACCAUAAGAUUAACUUUUUGUGCCAUAAGUAAGUUUGUUUACUUUUUAUUGUUUAAAUCUGCAUGAAAGAGGGACCAAUGACAGCACAAUGUCCUUUUCUAAGCAUUCAAAAUCUAUUAACAUUAACAGGAUACAGAAUUAAUGUUUUAGAUUUUUUUUAUGAGCCUAUAAAGUAGGCUAUGAUUUAUAACAAUUAAAAACACACACCAAAGCACAUUAAAUUCCUCUAAAAGUUACUGAGUAAAGAAGACAUCAGUUCGUACAAUACUUUAGUUUACUUUUUGCCUUACUGUGAUAUUUUGUGAACUUUUGCUUUAUGUUUAAUCACCCUUUAUGCAGUCUGGUUGAUUGUUAGAACAAAUAUUCAUCCUGGACAUUCAUUAUGCUAAAAGGACAUUUUUCUUCUGCAUCAGGUUAGCAGUCUGAAUGCAAUACUGCCUGAAAUUUAGAGGUUAUGAAAAGACAGCAGACCAAGCAGCCUUGUCUUGAAACAAAAAAGCAGUUAUAUGUUGUCUCUUCUUCUAAUCCACACAGGGUCAAAAGCAUACAAAUAGGUCAAAAUAUAUACAUAGAAUCCCGUUUUUCUUUUUUCUUCUUUUUUGGCAGAAUUGGUAGUUAUUUGAAGUUGUUGAACCAGCAUAGUCCAUGUAUUUUGAAUACAUUUUGUUAGGGUGUGUAUCCAUUCCAGUGUGUUGGUGGUUCUUGACCAGUUGGAUCCACUGCAUCCAGGUUUCAGAUAACUAGCUUUAGAUUUUAGCUGAAAUGUUAAGGAGACCUUUUAUGCAAAAUUCACAUGUUGUGCAUCUUUGUUCCAUUUGGGUCUCAAUUGUUUCUAAAAAAUAGCCAAACCUCUUAAGAAUGCUACCUAGAUACCUUUUGGUGACAAGUUGAUGUGUUUUGGUGUCUGGAAAACGAGCUGUUUGAAAGAGGGGGUCAACUAGUAAGUUCCUGUUCAAACAGGAGUGGAUCAAAACAAAAAUCACCAAUAAAAUACCGUAUCAUUUAUCAAUAAUCACAUUAUGUGAAUAUGGGAAAUAUUUUUUAUGAAAACUUUUAGAAGCACAUUUAAGAUAAUAUAAACAAUUUCUUUGUGUAAACAUGAAAUAACUGAAAGUGCAUGAACAAACAGAAACCGUUCCUUUUCAGUGAAUAUUAACAGGGUUAAGUGAAUCUAGAAGGUUCCAGGUCCUCAUGAAGGUCAAGUGUGUGCUUAUGUGUGGUUUUUUGUAUUACAGCAUGUGCAGCUGUUUUGCCUCCCUUCCUUACGUGUGUACAAAAUCUAUGACAACCCGUCACUGUGGCCUUCCUGUUUCAAAUUAUAAGUCUUUUUAUUUCUUCUCUUUUCUGUCUUUUCAUAUGACAAAGAGAAAACUGCUACAACUGAGGCUACAAGUUGUUUUCUUGACUUGGUCCUUUCUCUCCAAGAUGGUGAUAAAUGAAUAUAUAUAUAUUUACUUUUAUAUUUCAGUGUAAUAAAGAGGCUAUUAUGUACUG
Messenger RNA from Xiphophorus maculatus (southern platyfish), 4097 nucleotides. It is a transcript of the gene sh3kbp1, whose product is annotated as SH3 domain containing kinase binding protein 1. Gene Ontology annotation, molecular function: protein binding. The transcript is spliced from 19 exons. The record is from RefSeq and is a predicted model, not a curated record. Bases 218 to 2035 code for a protein of 605 amino acids. Lineage: Eukaryota; Metazoa; Chordata; Actinopteri; Cyprinodontiformes; Poeciliidae.